Perca flavescens (yellow perch) is the source of this 3285-nucleotide messenger RNA. It is a transcript of the gene kcng4a, whose product is annotated as potassium voltage-gated channel, subfamily G, member 4a. Bases 874 to 2499 code for a protein of 541 amino acids. The transcript is spliced from 4 exons. Gene Ontology annotation, cellular component: voltage-gated potassium channel complex; membrane. NCBI's taxonomy places the organism in Eukaryota, Metazoa, Chordata, Actinopteri, Perciformes, Percidae. Gene Ontology annotation, molecular function: delayed rectifier potassium channel activity; protein binding. The record is from RefSeq and is a predicted model, not a curated record. Gene Ontology annotation, biological process: action potential; potassium ion transmembrane transport; protein homooligomerization.
UUCAGCGCACCAAACCUUUACCAUCUCUGCUAUGUUCAGACUCUCUACGCGCCCUCCACCGGCUUGGAUGAUGCCGACGCCGGAAACGUAUUGCUGUUAUAGUUCUACCAUUUGGCGGUUGGGAGUGAUCGUUAACACCCUGGUUUGGUGUUGAAUGAUCCGAGGGACUGCAAGGGGAUUUCACAGCGAGCUGAUUUGGCCGAGUGGAGAGGAGAGCGGGGCUCAGGAUGCUAAGCUGCACUUCAUACUUGCCUGCGUGAUUCCUCCACGUCUCUAGGCCCUCCCUAAUCCUGAUGCAGCGACACAGAGGAUCCCCCUCAGUCCCAGGCUCAACCUCUGCAGCUAUCAGCCACUGAUCAAUCCUAACCCACUCUCUCUAUUGGGCCUUUCUUUUUCCAGACUGUCGCUUCAAACCGGGAUUACUCACUGAUCUCAUGCUGAAUCCUGAUAUGUCAACUGAGUCUUCUGUGGACCUCUGAAGGAAAUGUCAAAACUCACCCACAUUCAGAUGUGACAACAGGACUCCUGGUACUCCUUAUUCCUCUCCUUUCUGGGUUUGUUCUCUGUCAGUUGGAAGCCAAAGCCAUAGCUCGUCUGUCGUUGAGAAAGAGCUCCUUGUUAUGAGGGGUUCUGAGGCCAAAAAGACUAAAAUUGACAGCCAUUUUUAUGCUCCGCUUGUCUACAAUAGACCUGGGCUGUGGCAGGAAAGCUUUUGUCAUGUGCAAGCUUUAACAUAAGUUGCUGGAGGCUGAGAAAGGACUGCUGUGUCCUGGGACCGACGAGUUGAGCCUGGCGCAAUCUGUAUACGUUUCCUGCCUUCGAUACCUGGUCUGAGCUGCCCGGUCCGCGGCAGCGUGCUUUCCAGAUGCUGCCAUGCCCAUCAUCAGCAACGCCAACCAUGACUUCAGCAACCUGUCCGUCAGCGAUGACAGCAGUCUCGACCGCAUCUUCACAGAGAUCCCCGAGACUGAGACCAUCAAGGGUGCGUACUAUAAGAGGGCUCAGUUCAUCCGUCGGCCAGAGGACCUGGUGUCCGUCGACCACACCCUGCUGGCGGUGAUCAACGUUGGGGGAAAUCGCUACACCUUCCCCUGGAGCACCCUGGAGCAGUUCCCCCUCACACGACUUGGCCGGCUCUGCGGCUGCCGGUCCCCCGAGGACAUCGCCAGCGUCUGCGACGACUACGACGAAGCCCACAAGGAGUUCUUCUUCGACCGCUCGCCGUCCGCCUUCAGGGUCAUCCUCAACUUCCUGGCCGCGGGGAAACUGCGCAUGCUGCGGGAGAUGUGCGUGCUCUCCCUGCACGACGAGCUGACCUACUGGGGCGUGGAGAUGACGUACAUGGAGCGCUGCUGUAAGAGGAAGAUGUACACACGCAUCGAGGAGGUGAACGAGCUGGAGCGGCGCGAGGAGGAGCGCAGGCAGAGAAACGCCAUGCAGCACGUGCCGGUGGAGGAGACGCAGUACCAAAAGGUGAUGAACUGGCUGAGAGAUAUGGUAGAGAAUCCGCAGUCCGGCUUACCGGGGAAGAUCUUCGCGUGCCUGUCGGUGAUCAUGGUUGCGGUGACUGUCAUCAGCUUGUGUAUCAGCACCAUGCCAGACCUCAGAGAGGAAGAGGGGAGGGGUGAGUGUUCCUCUAAGUGCCACAACAUGUUCAUCAUAGAGACGGUGUGCGUGGCCUGGUUCUCCCUGGAGUUCCUGCUGCGGUUCAUUCAGGCCGACAGCAAGCUGGACUUCCUCCGCGGGCCGCUCAACAUCAUCGACGCCAUGGCCAUCCUUCCCUACUACGUCUCCCUGGUGGUGUCAGAGGAAGACCCAGAACUGGAGCACGAGAGGCCAGGAGGAGGUAAGGGCUACUUGGACAAGCUGGGCCUGGUGUUGAGGAUCCUGCGGGCGCUGAGGAUUCUCUACGUGAUGCGGCUGGCUCGCCACUCUCUCGGCCUGCAGACGCUGGGGCUGACGGUCAGGCGCAGCACUCGGGAGUUUGGCCUCCUCUUGCUUUUUCUCUGCGUGGCCGUCACCCUCUUCUCGCCGCUGGUCCACUUGGCUGAGAGCGAGCUCACGGGCACCCAUGACUUCAGCAGCAUCCCCGCCUCCUACUGGUGGGCCAUUAUCUCUAUGACGACCGUGGGCUACGGCGACAUGGUGCCCAGGUCCAUCCCAGGACAGGUUGUGGCGCUGAGCAGCAUCCUCAGCGGCAUCCUCAUCAUGGCCUUCCCUGCUACCUCCAUCUUCCACAUGUUCUCCCGCUCCUACCAAGAGCUCAAGAUGGAGCAUGACAGGCUGUUCAAAGAGGAGUGCGCGGCGGCUGCGGCUGCUGCCGCCGGGGAGUUGCAGGAGGCGGGAGUUGAAGGAGGGGGGGAGAACUCAGCCCCGCCUGGGCUGGGAUCACAUCUGGACAAGAGUAGUGUGCACUCACUGGAGUCUCUUGCUCUGUUAGGGAAAGGUGGUGACGCUGCAGGAAAUAACAACCACAGCCUGCCACCAGCAGCUUUCUGAACAGUACUCACACCGACUGACUCAAUCCUAAACUUCUAAGAAGAUAUAAGUCCACUAAUCUCUGUGUUGCACACAAUAAGUACUGCAAAUGAUUAAUGCUCCAAAGGCCUCACCCCCACACGGUUGUUUGUGUUGCAUUGGAUAAAAGGAGAUUAAACAGACAGCAUUUAUUUUUGCUCUUUGGUCUACUGAUGAGGAGUGCACAAUGUAGAUUGCACAGAAACUGAAAGACUUUAAACCCUUUAAAUUAGACGGUCCAGUUUGUCUGACCAGAAAGCCUCUGCAGCAAUAUUAGUAACCGGCUGCUUCCAUAAACAUGCAAUAUUCAAUCCAAAGUUGCUUUUCCUUCCACUGUGAAAAUACUUACAAGCUUAACUGCAACUUUAAGUUUUAUUCUUAUUACUUUUCAAUAUGUUGCCUACAGUAUGACCAGGAAUGUCUCUCAUACUGAAUACUCUACUUUUCUGUAAUGAAUUCAAAGAAGUGCUCCUCUUAGUUUAUUUUUGAGAAGCUUGAAGCCAUGUUCUAAGAAGAAAUAUAAACAAACUGCUAGUUUGGCCUAUAUAUGAUAUAUGAUAUAUAUCCAUCUCUGUCUCAUUCAUUUAUGUUUGUACGCUUGGACUCAAAGAGGUGAUGGUUUCUACACCCUCCACCAUGAACUCCAGGUAAACUGUGUGAAAAUAUUGCAGAAGUUAUGAUCCAAAUUGUUGUUUUAAAGGAUGGGGAGAAAGAAGGAGGGUUUGUGUGAGAGAUUGAGCACUAACAGCCAUGACGUGUAGUUUGCAA